AUGUUGGUGGUAUUGUGGGGGGAGGGGAGGGGUAUUGAUGAUGUGUUGUUGUGGUUGUGGUGUGGGGGGUGGGUUUUGGGGGGGGUGUUGUUAUUGUGGGGUAGGGUGGGUGGGGGAGGUGGGGUUGGGAUUGUUUUGGGGAUUGUGUGGGGUGUGGUGGGUGUAGGGGGUUGUUUUGGGGUGGGGGGGGGGGUUGUGUGGGGAGUGGGUGGUGGUAGUUGUUUUGGGGUUGGGUGGGGGGUGGGGGGGUGUUUGGUGGUGUGGGGGGGGGGGGUGUGGGUUGGGGUUUUUUGGGGGUGGUGUGUGGGGGGGGUUGGUGUUUGUGGUGGGUGGGGGGGGGGGGGUGGUGGGGGGGUGGGGUGUGGGAUGGUGUGGGGUGUUGGGGUGUGGGGGGGUGGGGGAUUGGGAGGGGGGGGGGGGGGUUUGGUGAUGGGGAUUGUAUGGGUUGUUGGGGGUGGAAAUGGAGUUGGUGGGGGUUGGGAGGAUGGGUUGGGGGGGUUUGGUAAUGGGGGUUGUUGGGGGGGGGUGGUGGAGGGAUGGGGGUGGGUGUUUGGGUGGGGAUUGGGGGGGGGGGGGGGUGUUAUGGGUAUGUUGUGGUGGGGGUGGUGGGGAGUGGGUUUUGGGGGGUGGUGGUGGGGUAUUGGGAUUAGUAGUUUGGGGUUGGUGUUAGGUUGUUUGGUGAGUGGUGUGGUAUGUUAUGUUUGGUGUGUUGGUGUGGGGGGGGUUGGUGGUAUGAUGGUGGGGUGGGGUAUUUUUUUGGGGUGUGUGGGGGAGGGGGGUGUGGUGGUUUGGUUGGGUGGGUGUUAA
Messenger RNA from Knipowitschia caucasica, 807 nucleotides. Lineage: Eukaryota; Metazoa; Chordata; Actinopteri; Gobiiformes; Gobiidae. The record is from the annotation of a GenBank genome assembly.